AUGAACAAGCUCAAGCUGUCGCCGCCUGGCGACUUCAGCACCAUGGAGAAGACACAGGAUGCGCUCGAAGAGCGACAGGAAAAUGUCGAAACCUCCGUCAAAUCCAUCCAAAUCACUCAGAAGAAUCUGAACUGGUACCUGAACGACAAAGCAGCCGGGGCGCAGGUUGCCACUGGACUCAAGGAUAUGGCAGAAGUACAGCUGCGUACAAAAGCGGUCCUGAUACAGAUGCGGGACAUCGUUCAGAAUUCACAAGCGCCGGGCCUCAUCUCCACAGAGCAGAAGCAGAAGGGCCUUGGGAAAUGGGAAAAGGUGGGUCAAGAAGUCGAGAAGAUGCUUGUCAACUUGGAAGAGACACUCGACCUGCUCAAGGCGAAUCAGGACCACCAGAAGCAACAACUUUACGAGCCAUACGAACAGCUAACCCGUUUCUUUAAGAAAUUCUUCAAGAGGGGCAAACUCCGAGCUGACAAGGAAUCCUCGGCCAAAGAUCGAGAGACCACAGCCAGUCCUGAUCGUUUGUUCCUUAUCGACGAGAGAAACCUCAUCGCCACGAUGCCAGUCAUUCCGGAAGGCGACGAAAUGCAGGAUUUGAGGGAGAUGAUGCGCGACAUGGACCGUGUCGAGGAAUUGCGAGCGGAACUCGAAGCCCUUCAGAAGAACUCGGACGGAUACAUGGGCCACGCUGAGCGACGACAGGAGAAGGCAAACAAGUUCUGGUGGAAGUUGCCACUGUCGAACAAGGAACAACUGACCGCAAUGAAAAACGCCUUCUACAAGACCAAGGAGACCCUAGCCAAUCUGAAGGAACAAAACGACUGGGGUUGGUUGGAGAUGCUUGCACUCCAGAACCCAGAGGUCGCAGAAGAAAAGGCGGAGGAAUGGCGAAGAUUUCGGACCAUGCUCGAAGCCCAAUGUGAGAAGCAAGAUGGCAUCCGUGUUCAGAUCAAGGCGAUCGCGAAGUUGCAGAAGUCGGACAUGAUCGCUGGACUCAAGACCGUGCUGGAAGAGUUUGACCUUCAAACCGACGAAUUCGACAACUUGAAGGAAAAGGGUUUGGCGUUUGAGCUGGCUUCAACAAUUGCCGAGGAUCUGCUCCAGAAGAUGCGUGACAUAACAGCCUGCUGGAAGGUCACGAACAUUGACAUCAACGAGGUGCCAGAGCUCAAGACGAAAAUCCAGUUAUUGCUCUUGCUGGAGGAGCAGAAUCCACAGGAACCACAGCAAGCACCAUUUGCACCGUUGUGGGAGCCGUUCUCAUCCUUGACUCUCUGA
This is a messenger RNA of Exophiala xenobiotica, 1275 nucleotides long. RefSeq lists its product as uncharacterized. NCBI's taxonomy places the organism in Eukaryota, Fungi, Ascomycota, Eurotiomycetes, Chaetothyriales, Herpotrichiellaceae. The transcript is spliced from 3 exons. The record is from RefSeq and is a predicted model, not a curated record. The coding region runs from base 1 to 1275 and encodes 424 amino acids.